AUUAAUUGAUAAUAAAUAUUUUCAUUUUAUUGUUGAACUUAAUAUUUUAUAAUUUUAAUUUAUAAAUAUUGAGUUAUUUUUCUUUAUAUUCAUAAGUAUUAAUUAAAGCAAACUAUUAUCUUUAUAUUAUUUUAGAAAUGAUUACAGAACCCCUUGAUGUCGGUUUUACGAUCGAAGAAUUGGAAACAAAUGAAAUAAGUGAAUAUAUUUUAAGUCCUGAAAAAUAUGUUAAAUUAUUUUCUUCUUAUUUGCUAACCAAUGAAUUAUGUUCAGCAAAAUUUCUAUGGCGUCGUAUACCAGAACAUAUCAAAAGUACACCAGAAUUGCAAAAGGUAUGGUUAAUUGGCAAAGCAUUAUGGACCAAACAAUACACUCAUGCCAAUGAGUUAAUAAAUUAUAAAUGGUCAGAUGAUUUAGAACCAAUUAUGAGUGCUCUUAAGAGUCGUUUACAACAAGACACUUUAAAAUUUAUAAGUACACACUAUGAAAAUAUUCCGUUGGAUAAGUUUCAAUUAUUUAUGGGAGUAGAUAAAAAUCAAGCAGAAAAAAUUGUAGACAGUGAAGGAUGGACCUGUGAAAAUGGAUAUGUUAUUCCAAUAGCCAUAAGUGAACCUGAAUUAGGAUUAAGUGGUAGUCAUGAAGUUUUAGAUAGAUUAAUUACUUUAUCAUCAUUUACAUCAUAUAUUGAAAAUUAAGAUUUUGUUUAUA
This is a messenger RNA of Daktulosphaira vitifoliae (grape phylloxera), 708 nucleotides long. Its product is annotated as COP9 signalosome complex subunit 8-like. Gene Ontology annotation, cellular component: COP9 signalosome. The transcript has 2 exons. The record is from RefSeq and is a predicted model, not a curated record. NCBI's taxonomy places the organism in Eukaryota, Metazoa, Arthropoda, Insecta, Hemiptera, Phylloxeridae. Gene Ontology annotation, biological process: protein deneddylation; COP9 signalosome assembly. Bases 138 to 695 code for a protein of 185 amino acids.